UUCGCCCUCAAUUCUUUUUCCUAAUUGUUUUACUAUCUUUGAUCCAUAUCAACCAUCCAUUUCCCUAUCUCGAGGACACAUACACACACAUACACAAACGCACACGCACACACAUAUACAUAUAUAUAUAUAUAUAUAUUUAUAUGUAUAUAUAUACAUACGAAUAUACAUACAUACAUAAAUACAUACAUACAUACAUACAUACAUACAUACAUACAUACAUACAUGCAUACAUACAUACAUACAUACAUACAUACAUACAUGUCAUACACACAUACAUACACACAUAUAUAUGUCUAAAUCUUAACUGCAUACACAUACAUGCAUACUGAUGCACGCAUGCACACAAUGAGACGUAUCACACGGACGUGUAGUAUUUUUGUCAAUGAAGUAAUAUAAAAGUAGACAUAGUCAAA
Loa loa (African eye worm) is the source of this 416-nucleotide messenger RNA. RefSeq lists its product as hypothetical. The transcript has a single exon. NCBI's taxonomy places the organism in Eukaryota, Metazoa, Nematoda, Chromadorea, Rhabditida, Onchocercidae. The annotation marks the transcript as partial. The record is from RefSeq and is a predicted model, not a curated record.